CGACCAAUCAAUCCGGCGUGGGGGUUAAUCUGUCGGCGAUAUCAACUCGGGGCAGCGGCCGGAUGCGGCGACGGUGACGGACGCCGGCGACAGUGGCGUAGCGGCAACUCGACGGCAAUGAGCAGCGACUUGCGGCGCUGCACUCGACGGCGGCGGAUGGCCGCUGUGCAAAGGGAGACGGCGGCUGGAAGCUCGGGAGACGGCGGCUCGAGGCUCAGCGACGCUGAGCGGCGGCUACCGGCGAAGGAAGCAGCGGCGGCGCUGCAACUCGGCGGCGGCGAUGAGCGACCGGCGCUGGCUCACGGCGGUGAGCGACGGCGGCUGGAGGCGAAGGAAGCAGCGACUGGUGGCGAUGAUGGCUUGGCGACGGCGGCGCUGCAACUCGACGGCAGCGGACGACCGACGAAGAAAACAACGGCGUUUGGCUGGUGCGGCGGCGAGGCUGGGGAAGGGCGACGCUGGGCAGCGACUAGCGGCGGCGAUGAAUGGCGACGCCGGCGGCUGCUUCAAUUGUACGGCGGCGAUGGCGGCGGCAGGUGGCGUAGGAAGCAGCGGCUGGCUUCCGGCGACGGGCGACGGCGGUCUGGCUUGCGCGACCUGCUGGGCGGCGACGAUUGGCUGGGCGGCGGGCUUCCAGCGGCGAGGCUGGCCGGGAAGGACGAAGAAGAAAGGAGAAGAAGGAGGAAGAAGAAGAAGGAGAAGGAAGAAGAAAAAGAAGAAAAAGGAACGGACGAAACGAAGGAUAAGGUUUGAGUGGCUGAGGUUUAGGUUUAUUUAAUGGUCCCAUUCCAAAAAGGAUUGGGAUUCGUACCCAAAAUACCUGAUUAAAUGGUCAUAACUUGAGCUCUGUAACUCCGAUUCGCGAGCCGUCUGAACCGACGCGAUCACAAAAAUAUUUCCUACGAGAUGACAUAAAAGUUGGGCUUAAAAUCCAAAUUAUAAUUUUAACCCCUUAUUGGGCCCAAUUCGUAAUCAAUUGCUCUAACAAUU
Messenger RNA from Cuscuta campestris, 990 nucleotides. Lineage: Eukaryota; Viridiplantae; Streptophyta; Magnoliopsida; Solanales; Convolvulaceae. The record is from the annotation of a GenBank genome assembly.